UCUCAAAACCAUUCAAACUGGCUGAAAAAACAAACGUUUCCCCCAGAUAUGACACACAAGCCCUCAAAAACACCCACACUACAACAUAGUCUUAGACACAGGUUUCUCUUCUUUACACAUAAUGGUGUUGAUUCUCUGUAUUUUUGCGUGUGGAUCUGCUCUUCUGUUCUGCUCUCUCAUCUACUGCAGACCACAAACAGGGCUCCAUGUGGAAGGUUAUUAUUGGGUUCAUCUGGGAGCUUCAGCGGUUUUGCCCUGUUUCAAUAACAAAAACUUACCAGCAGAUGUAAAGACGGUGAAAUGGAAUAAAUCAGGUUUAAAGGAUCCAUUGUGUGUAUUUGAAGAUGGAGAGGUCCAGCAUCCAGCAAGUUUUUCUCCUAGAGCAAAUUUCCUCUCUGAUAACUUUACACUUGGAAAUUUCUCUCUCCUGUUGAAGAAUGUGACAACUGAAGAUAAGGGACGAUACACAUGUACAGUUCACAGUGGACAGAGAUCUGUGUUGUCAGUCAGUGUAAAUUUGGAAUAUUAUGAAGAUGGUUCAGAUGUUAGAGUGGAUUAUUCAUGGAAUAUGGUUGUUCCUCUGGGAGCUUCAGUACUUUUGCCCUGUAUUAAUGACAAACCCUUAACAGCAGAAGAACUGAAGGUGGAAUGGAAAAAAUCAGACUCUGAAAGUCCAGUGUUUGUUUAUCAAGACGAGAGAUCAGAGAUAAAUCAGAGUUAUUCUGGCAGAGCUCAUUUCUCCACUGACGACAUUAAACAUGGAAUUUUCUCUCUCGUGUUGAAGUAUGUGACGGCGCAAGAUGACGGACAAUACACAUGUGAAGUUUACAGUGGAAAAGAUUCUGUGUUGUCUGUCAAUACAACAUUGGAACUGAGACUACUAGACACAGUUCUUUGUCUUCAGAUGUUUCUGGUUGUUUGUCCAAAUAUCAUCAUGUUUUUUGCUUUUGUCUUCUGGGGUGUUUCUGAAGGAUCUGUGUAUGAGACAGUCUUCUCCUGUGCUCUUUAUUUUCUUAGACCUCUCAUGCUGCUUUUUGCUGCUCCAUAUAAAAAACAGUUUAAAGGCACAAUCGAAACACUUUUAAAUUGGAGUUUGAAUACAUAUUAUAUUUCUUUCACAACUGUUCUUUAUUCAGUUCUUUUCAAAUCUGCUUGGGAGAAAAGUCUGAAUUACACUGCAUUUGAUAUAGUCAUGACAAUUGUGCAUUUUGUAAUAGUGCUUUUUUUAUGCCUCGCCUACAUCAUUUACACAACAUACUGUUGGUUGAUCAUAGACAGUGGAUGACAGACCAUCGUUAUAAAGUCCUCACUUCAUCUUUUCCUGGUCACAGUCCUUUUGGCUGCUCACUGUAG
Messenger RNA from Triplophysa rosa, 1353 nucleotides. RefSeq names its product matrix remodeling-associated protein 8-like. The transcript has 9 exons. The record is from RefSeq and is a predicted model, not a curated record. NCBI's taxonomy places the organism in Eukaryota, Metazoa, Chordata, Actinopteri, Cypriniformes, Nemacheilidae. The coding region runs from base 122 to 1285 and encodes 387 amino acids.